GCACAGUAAACAUAACCUAUUUGUCACAUUGACAUCAACAAAAUACCCCAAAAAAUACUCUUAAAAUUUUGUAUAUUUAGUACGAUUUAUUAUUUCCAUAAUAUGUGAUAAUUGUUAUAUUUUACAAUAACCAAAAAUAACUGAUAAAGAGAGAAGAAUUAAGAAGAUAAAACACCUUAAAACGAUGGCACUACUGAAAAAUAUUACACAUUGUAUGCGAAUAGAGACCAAAAUUCUUGUAAACGGAUUUAAAACAUCUUCUGUGCCGUGCAUUGAUCAAAAAUGGAGAAAACAGAGAGGAUUAACAUUAAAUCCGAAUAGAUUUGGUCCACUGACAAAUUUACCCGAUUAUUCCUUCAAGGAUGGAAGGACAGUUCCUUUAGGUGUCAAUCAGUCGAAAAGAUUAAAUAAAAAUCGCGAAUACGCUGAAAAAAUUGUAAAAUUAGUUGGAGAAGUGGAUUACGCUGUUGAGCGAUACUACAGAUUAAUAGAAGAAAAGAAACAAGAGAGGGACGAAAUUUUACGCAAUAAAUUGAAACCAAAGGGACAAUUAUUGUUAAAUAAAAAUGAUUCCUAGUUUGUCGUUUUAAUUUCUAUUGUUAGUUUAGAAAAUAAAUUUUAUAAAUUGCAAAUUUA
This is a messenger RNA of Leptopilina heterotoma, 636 nucleotides long. It is a transcript of the gene mRpL52, whose product is annotated as 39S ribosomal protein L52, mitochondrial. Gene Ontology annotation, cellular component: mitochondrial large ribosomal subunit. Bases 185 to 577 code for a protein of 130 amino acids. Gene Ontology annotation, biological process: mitochondrial translation. Gene Ontology annotation, molecular function: structural constituent of ribosome. The transcript is spliced from 4 exons. Lineage: Eukaryota; Metazoa; Arthropoda; Insecta; Hymenoptera; Figitidae. The record is from RefSeq and is a predicted model, not a curated record.